CGUAGCUUUGCUCAUUCACAACCUGCUGCUCUUGCUUGGUCGUCGUCUCUGUAGCCGAUCGAUCAGCGUAGUAGCCACUGUCGUCACAGUUUCUUUAUUUAUUUCCCAUCAUCUGUCGGAGCACGUAAAUCGGCUGCGGGCGAUCGACCGGCGACGCCAUGUCCAAGCAAAAGACUGUGAUCAGGCUGGGCGUACCCAACGCCAAGAACCGGUCUAAAGCCAUGCAGCUCGCAUCCAAAGCUGUCGGAGUGAACUCGGUGGCCAUCGCCGGCGAAGCCAAGGACCAGCUGGAGGUGGUAGGAGAAAGCGUCGACAUCACCUGUCUGAUCAAUCACCUGCGCAAGAAGGUCUGCCGCGCCGACAUCGUCGUGGUGGAGGAAGUGAAGGACAAGAAGAAGGAGGAGGAGGAGAAGAAGAAGAAGGAGGAAGAAGCCAAGAAGAAGAAGGCGGAGGAAGAUAAGAAGAAGGCGGAGGAAGCAAGGAAGAAGGCGGAAGAAGAGUUCAAGAAGCUCUGGGCGGCGUGCCCGCCGCCGCCGUACAACGGUGGUUAUUAUAGUUACCCCGGGCCGCCGGCGACGUUUGUAUGCGAGGAACAGCCAGCAGCAGGCUGCCACAUCAUGUGAACUGGAGCUGCGUACUUAAGAUGGAUUUUGCCCGGCGUGUAUAUGCUUAAUAUGUUUGUGAUUUUGGUUCUGAACUUCUGACCUCUCCGUGAAUCGUGCUGGGCGCAUGUGCACAAACCAUCACUGGCAGUUGGCAGAAAUGAAAGCAAACCAGAACCACAUCCAGAUGUAAACUAUGAAAGCAUAUUUCAUAUAAGAUAUUAAUGAUGCUCAUUUGAAUUCUUAAGUACUCAA
Messenger RNA from Sorghum bicolor (sorghum), 857 nucleotides. Its product is annotated as heavy metal-associated isoprenylated plant protein 4. NCBI's taxonomy places the organism in Eukaryota, Viridiplantae, Streptophyta, Magnoliopsida, Poales, Poaceae. The coding region runs from base 159 to 623 and encodes 154 amino acids. The record is from RefSeq and is a predicted model, not a curated record. The transcript has 3 exons.